UAAAUUAUAUUAUGUAUAUAAUUUUAAGAUUUAAUAACUUUAAAUGACAAUCAGUGUAUUAUCAUUGAUUUGUAGUGAUAGACUUGUAACUGUGAUAAUUAGUGAGUAUUCAUAACUUUUUUAGUAAUUUCAAUUUCAAUAUUAAUGUAUUAUCAUUGAGAGAUCAGUGUAUUUAUUUCACUAAUUGAUAAGUUAUAAGCCUAUUAUUAAUAAUCAGUAAAUUUUUACUGACUUCACUGAUUUUUUACUGAUUGUGCUUUAGAGAGUAGCUUUCAAGAAAUUUCUCGCUAUUCUGUCCUCCUAUAUCAAUCUUGAAAUUCUGAAAUAGAGCUAGAGUACACAAAAAAUGUAAAAUCUAUCGAAAUAUAAAGAAAUCCACGAUAGAAUUUCGGUAAAAAUAAUAUUUUUCACAAUAAAUUUCUUACAGAUUUUUAAAAUACUUAUGAAUAACAUAAAAUUAUUAAAUUGUAUUUUAAAUUAAUUUAUGAUAUUACAUUCGAGCUUCAGUUCGAAAUUACAAGUGAGAUUUUUAAUUCAUCGAUUAUUCAAUCGCACGAUGCACAAAUAAAGUUUUUAUUUUAUUUAGCAAAGUUGCACCUGCGCAUAAUACGAUUAAUUAAUUGAUGAAAAACUCGCGUUAUAUUUCAAGACCGACAAACAAUUAGUGUGUAGUUUGCACCAACUAAAAAUUGUAAAAAUUUACAUGAAAAUAUUACUAGGAUUUAAAUCCACUUGGACGAACAAUGGUAUCCUUCUUUGCUUAUUUGUAUUUACACUUACGCCAUAUUAUUAUUUUAGCACCUUCAGACCGCACAUACAUGCUAUUCCGUUUACGAAUGAGUAAAAUUGUUUAAAAAUUUUUAAAAAAAUUUAUGCUUUUUUAAAUUUUUCUAAUUAAAGUAUAAAAUAAAGGAUGAUGAGUAAAACACUUCACUUUGGCUUCACAGUGCAACAUAAGUUAUGCACGUAAUCUUAGAUUUUUUUAAUCGCUGAAUACAAUGAUAAUUCUUAUCUGUCUAAAGUCUUUCCAUGAGAAAGUGUUUUAAAAAGGUUAAAAUAAGUCAUUAUGACUGCCUUCAAUUUGUCUUCUAUUCUCUAAAUUACAAUAAGUGAAAAUAGACUAAUUUCAGUGAUAUACUUAUAACUUGUCAAUCAAUAAAAUAAUAUAUUCAUCUUUCAAUAAUUGUACACUAAUUCUAAAGUAAAAAUUACUAAAAGUUAGUGGACACUUACUAAUUAUCACAGUUAUAAGUAUAUUACUACAAAUUAGUGAAAAUACAUUGAUUGCAGUUUAGAAAGUAAGUUUAAUUGUAUUUUAAUAAAUAAAUCUGAUUAAUACCAUAUAAAAGCAGGAAUAUACUCUCUAAAUCUGAAUAGGAAGUAAGAGGAAUUUUACUUGAUUUGCAGUGCUAUUUUUGUAACUGUAAUCAUCAGUGAUUAUUUCUAUGUUUUAGUGAUUCCGAUAAGAGGGGAAUACUCCUAUACUAACUGGAAUCGCUGUAUUAUUAUUGGCUUGGUUUAUACCAAGCCGUCCAAUCCUGGUUCACUUUGAAGUGGAAUUCCUUGGAUGUGUAAACCGGUUCUAUGACGUUAUUUUCAUUUCGUUCUUAGUACAAGUAAGAUCAAUCCGCAAACAUUUCCUAAAUUUAUUUCGGAGUCAACAACUAGACUCGGGGUUGAACAACUAGAUAUAAAUUAAGCUAUUGAAAAACAGUGCAGAUAUCAUUUGUUGACAUAUGUAAGUGUGAUACUAAAAUUAAUCUAUUCUCAGCGUUUUUCAGUAAGUAUUAUAGUACACUGAUUCCGAUUUAAAAAAUAUUAACAAUUUUAAUUAAUAAUUUAUGUCCAUUGUAAUAUUUAUGUUAAUAAUAAUGUUAGGAAAUAAGAUGUCCUUGCCCUACCAGACGCAUCGCGUUACUAUCAUUGUGCAAAGUAUUCUUUUCUGUUUAUUUCCUCAUUAAUAAGUUUAAAUACUUGUAAACGUAAAAAGAUUAUUAAAAUACGAUUCAAAUGUGAAUUUUAUUACUUUUUUAAAUUGAAUUUGCCACUUAUAAUUUUUGGAAAAUUUACCUUUUUUUACAAUAGUUAUUUUUUCAGAUAAAUCAUACUUUUAACAUCUUACUUAUAAUCUACAAACUUAUCUGACUUAUAAUUUAUCAGGUUUCUUUAUACAUUUGUAGUAAAUUAUUUUACACACACACACACACACACACAAAAGCGCGAACAUUAAAUAAGGAUUAAAAUUAUAUUAAAAAUUAGAAAAAUUAAGUACACUUAUAUAAAUCAUGCCUUUUGCUAAUUUUAUAACAGAAUCGCAGAAGAUGGCUAAGAUUUUCAUCUUAAUUGCACUGUAUUUACUUUGUACCAAGGCAAUUAUCUUGGUACAAGGGCAGAUAUCUGAUUGUUCGGAAUAUUUUACAUAUAUAACCGAACUUGGGGCAACUGAUAUGUCAAAACUGUUGGGACAGAUCGAAAUUCCAACUCCUCCAGAAAAUGAUGAAUUCCAUUUAAAAGUAGCUUUACAUGUUGAUGACUCGUCUAAAAAUUUCGUGCGAUUAAAAUUGGCACGGUCGACAAAAGAGUCGGUUCGAGCUGUUCAAGAAGGCAAUUCUUUGUUGUAUCAUAUGCAUUUCCCCUUAGCAAGCGAAUCAAAUCCAACAUUGUCUGCAAUAUGGUUUAACAAUCGACAGUAUUGUUCAAACUCUAAAUCAAAAGGAAAUAUCAAAGCUAAUCUCGUGCUGGGACACAUUGUGUUCUUGCCAAACGAAGAACCACUUUCUUGGCGUCGAAAUUCCACCACAUAUCGCAUAAAUAAUCCGAGUUACGAUUAUCUAAACAGUUUAAACCACUCUAAAGCCAAUUCUACUACUCCUUUUGUUAGCAACAAUGAAUGUGGUAUUACCAGUUAUUAUACUGACGAUAUAAAUAAUCUAAUUUCUAAUGGUGAGAAGGCUUUACCGGGCCAAUGGCCAUGGAUGGUAGCAAUCUUUGUCGUGAGAACAAGUUAUGAAUUUCUAUGUGGUGGUUCUAUUCUAACAACCAGACAUAUUAUAACAGCGGGACAUUGUAUGAAGGAGUUCUUGAAUGACACUGUAGACCCAGACGAUUUGUUUGUGGCCUUUGGCAAACUAAACUCACGUCACUGGCGUGACAAAGGAACUAUCAUUCGCGAGGUUGGGGACUAUGAGAUUCAUCCUGACUACGCACACGCAGCCACUGCCGACUCCGAUCUGGCAAUUUUGAUGCUUAGAACGCCCGUAGAUUUUAGUCCUUUUAUUAAGCCUAUUUGCCUCUGGUUUGGUCCUUUCAAUCUUCAAAAUGUCAUCGGUAGAACAGGGUAUGUCGUAGGUUGGGGUGAAUCUCCGACCCAAACUGAAGUUGGAUUUAGCGGCUUUAAUCCAUAUAUCGAUGAACCACGAAUGGCAAGGAUGCCAAUAGUGAGUCAGGAGGACUGUCACUCGAGAAAUCCAUAUUUUGUCCGUUUGACCUCAAACCGCACUUUUUGUGCUGGUUUACAAAAUGAAAAUAAUCUUUGCAACGUUGAUUCCGGAAGUGGGCUCGUGCUUUUCGAUUCUAUCACAGGUCGUUAUCAAUUGCGCGGCAUCGUUUCGCGACCACUAUUCGACGGUGGUAAUCGCAGGUGUAUAGGAUAUAUGGUUUAUGUUGAUGUGGCCAAAUAUGUACCUUGGAUUCGACAGCAGAUCUCGACUACGUAAUUCUGAUUUCUCGUUGCAAAAUGUGCUAAUCGUCAUGCUUUAUAUGUAAGGAAAUUUUACCUUUAUCUUUAUGUUCAACAUUCAUCGGUCAAAUAUUUAACUUAUUAUUGUUUAUAUAUAAGGUUUAUUACAAUAAGGUACUUAAUCCUUCACGUUGACUGUAGGGUCUAAACGAGCCGAAGAAAGAUUCAGCUUCAAUUUAAAAAUACUAAAUAACGCAGAAGCUACAUUUGUCGUGCUAUCUCUUAUUAAUUUACCUUUGUAUACACUGAUAUCAAUAAAAAAAAAUUUUAUAGAUAAUAAAUAUAUUUGGUAAAA
Molecule: messenger RNA, 4034 nt
Organism: Monomorium pharaonis (pharaoh ant)
Lineage: Eukaryota; Metazoa; Arthropoda; Insecta; Hymenoptera; Formicidae
Product: serine protease gd
Exons: 5
Coding region: 2286-3716 (476 amino acids)
Biological process (GO): proteolysis
Molecular function (GO): serine-type endopeptidase activity
Source: RefSeq, a predicted model, not a curated record